CCGAAAGCACUCGCCCACUCCGGGACUGGAGGGCUGAGCUGCCCGGCCUGGGACCCGAGGCUGGGAGGGAUUCUGGCCCCUCCGACCCACAGGCACGGGGCUGAGUGGGAGCAGCUGUGGGGUGUCUGCCCCCCCUCUGGGGGGGCAGGCAGGGCCUCCGGCUGCGGUGCCACUUAGCACCUGGAAGAUGCCUGUGCCCUGGUUCCUGCUGUCCUUGGCACUAGGCCGAAGCCCAGGGGUCCUCUCUCUGGAGAAGCUGGUGGGGCUCCAGGACACUGCCCGCUGCUCUCUGGGCCUGUCCUGCCACCUCUGGGAUGGCGACCUGCUGUGCCUGCCUGGGAGCCUGCAGCCGGCCCCGGGGCCCGUGCUGGUGCCCACGGGCCUGCAGACAGAGCUGGUGCAGAGGUGCCGCGGGGAGUCCGCCUGUGAGCUGUGCGUGCGCGUGAUCAUCCACCUGGCUGUGCACGGCCCCUGGGAAGGGCUGCGAGAUGAGGAAGCGCUGGGGGCAGCCGCUGACCCAGCGUCCGAGGAGGCCAGGAACGCCUCCCUCCAGGCCCAGGUCACACUGUCCUUCCAGACACCCCCCUUCUCACGCUGCGUCCUGCUGGAGGUGCAGGCGCCCGCUGUGCUGGUGCGGCCUGACCGCUCUGUGGGCUCUGUCGUGUUCGACUGCUUUGAGGCCGCUCUGGGGGCCGAGGUGCACAUCUGGGCCUCCACCCAGCCGCGGUACCAGCAGGAGGUCAACCUGACACAGCAGCUGCCCGACUGCAGGGGGCUGGAAGUCCGGGACAGCAUCCAGAGCUGCAGGGCCCUGCCCUGGAUCAGCGUGUCUGCGGACGGCGACCAGGUGCACCUGCUGCUGGCCGUCCCCGACGAGCAGCGCUUCUGCGUGUCCCUGUACUGGCACCAGCUCCACGGCCCCCCGAAGCCCCGGGGGCACAGCAACCUGACUGGGCCACAGACCAUAACCUUGAACCACACAGACCUGCUCCCCUGCCUCUGUCUUCAGGUGUGGCCCCUGGAGCCUGAUGCCGUCAGGACAAGCAUGUGCCCCUUCAGGGAUGACCCUGGCGCACACCAGAACCUCUGGCGGGCCGCCCGGUUGCGCCUCCUGCCCCCGCGGAGCUGGCGGCUGGACGCGCCCUGCGCGCUGCCCGCCGAGGCCGCGCUGUGCUGGCAGGCCCCGGGCGGAGGCCCCUGCCAGCUGCUGGCGCCGCCGCUGCCCCGAGAGAACGUCACUGUGAAUAAGCCCCUUGAGCUCCCAGUCCUGACGGGCCACGCCAACCUGUGUGUCCAGGUGAGUGACUGGGAGAAGCUGCAGCUGCAAGAGUGCCUGUGGGCUGAAUCCCUGGGCCCCCCCAAGGAUGAUAUGCUGCUGGUGGAGUCAAGAGGCCCUCAGGACAACAUAUCGCUCUGUGCCUUGGAGCCCAGUGGCUGCACCCCACUGCUGGGCGGGGCUUCCACGAGGGCAGCUCGCCUCGGAGGACGAUUACUGCAGGACCUGCAGUCAGGCCAGUGUCUGCAGCUGUGGGAGGACGACCUGGGCGCGCUGUGGGCCUGCCCCAUGGACAAGUAUGUCCGCCGGCGCUGGGCCCUGGUGUGGCUGGCCUGCCUGCUCUUAGCCGGGGCGCUUUUCCUUCUCCUUCUCCUCAGAAGGGGCCGCGUGAAAGCAGUAGCCGCCAGGGGCCGCGCGGUUCUGCUGCUGCACUCGGCCGACGACGCGGGCUUCCAGCGCCUGGUGGGCGCCCUGGCGUCGGCGCUGAGCCAGCUGCCGCUGCGCGUGGCCGUGGACCUGACAGAGGGCCGGCGGCUGCCCCCGGGGCCGAGCGCCCGGCCACGCACCCCGCGGUAA
This is a messenger RNA of Condylura cristata (star-nosed mole), 1852 nucleotides long. RefSeq names its product interleukin 17 receptor C (gene IL17RC). The record is from RefSeq and is a predicted model, not a curated record. The transcript has 19 exons. Bases 188 to 1852 code for a protein of 554 amino acids. Lineage: Eukaryota; Metazoa; Chordata; Mammalia; Eulipotyphla; Talpidae. Gene Ontology annotation, molecular function: interleukin-17 receptor activity.